AUGGCGAAACCUUCGCCUUUUCUCGAGCCCGGUCCUAGGACGUCGGCCAAUUCCCUCGCCAUCGUCCAGCUCUCUCGCGACAACCUCGUUCCCUUGAUCCUCCAGGACUCGACUAGUGCCGUCGAUGGCUACGCUGAAGGAGCAGUCCUCAACACCCGAUUCGGAUCUUUCCCUCACUCCACCCUGAUCAACGUCCCAUGGGGCUCGCAAAUCCGCGCUUCAAUCGUCGAUACAGGCUCCCGAGGCCGCAAGCGCAAGAGAAAGGAAGACGAGACCGAUGCAUCCACACCAGCCGCUGCGGACGAUGCUGAAGCAGAGUCAAGCGCGCCAGUCAAGAAGGCCACUACCGCCGCGAGCGGCUUCGUCCACAUCCUCCAGCCCACCGCCGAGCUAUGGACCGCCGGUCUGCCUCAUCGAACACAGGUCGUCUACACCCCCGACUACAGCUUCAUCCUCCAACGCAUACGAGCCCGUCCUGGCACACGAUUGAUCGAGGCCGGCGCCGGCAGUGGCAGUUUCUCGCACGCUUCAGCACGCGCAGUCUACAAUGGCUAUCCGGAGAACGAGACUCAGCGCAAGGGCAAGGUCUUCAGCUUCGAGUUCAACAAGGAUCGGUACGAGAAGAUGCAGGAGGAGAUUGAGGCGCAUGCACUGGAAGGGAUUGUCAAGCUCUCGCAUCGCGACGUUUACAACGGCGGAUUUCUCGUCGACGGCAAGAGCCCUGAAGCCGAGUCUGUGUUCCUCGAUCUGCCCGCGCCCUGGGAGGCCCUCCCCCAUUUGUCACGACGAAAGCCCGCGACAUCGAAGCAAGACGACGGAGCCGCGGCGGAAGAAUGGAUCUCGCCGCUGAAUCCCAAGAAGUCUGUCUAUAUCUGCACAUUCUCGCCCUGUAUUGAGCAGGUGCAAAAAACAAUCAACACGAUGAGAACAAUGGGCUGGGUAGACAUCGAUAUGGUUGAGAUAUCCCACAAAAAGUUCAACGUCAUUCGCGACCGAGCCGGCUACGGCCAGCCCGAGCGCGGUAUCCCGCCCAUCGCCCGCGACGUCAAGGAAGCAGUCGGCAAGCUGCGGGAGAUUGAGCGCCGCACGAGGGAGUAUCACAACACUGCGGACCCCAACUCGGCGGAGGACUCGCCGGCCGCUGGCAACGCCAUGGAUUUGGACCAAACGGUAGAGGCCACGAAUGGCAGCCGGGAUGAUGACCCCAACGCGGGCAAGCCCUGGCUACAGGGCCGUGUUAUCCACCGUGCGGAGCCUGAACUGAAGACGCACACCUCGUAUCUUGUCUUUGCCGUGCUGCCGCGGGAGUGGAGCGAGGACGACGAGGCUGCUGCACUCGCGAAAUGGCCGUGCGGUGCCGAGACGCGGGUUAUCGGGGCCAAGGACAAGGAGACGCGCAAGCAGGAGAAGCGCGAGCUGCUCCAGGGCAAGGGCAAGAGGAAGAAGAACAAGAAGGCGGAGGCUGCGUAG
Messenger RNA from Colletotrichum spaethianum, 1470 nucleotides. RefSeq names its product tRNA (carboxymethyluridine(34)-5-O)-methyltransferase. Gene Ontology annotation, cellular component: nucleus; tRNA (m1A) methyltransferase complex. The transcript has a single exon. Gene Ontology annotation, biological process: tRNA methylation. Lineage: Eukaryota; Fungi; Ascomycota; Sordariomycetes; Glomerellales; Glomerellaceae. The coding region runs from base 1 to 1470 and encodes 489 amino acids. The record is from RefSeq and is a predicted model, not a curated record.